This is a messenger RNA of Sycon ciliatum, 1759 nucleotides long. RefSeq lists its product as uncharacterized. Bases 152 to 1342 code for a protein of 396 amino acids. The record is from RefSeq and is a predicted model, not a curated record. Gene Ontology annotation, molecular function: hydrolase activity. NCBI's taxonomy places the organism in Eukaryota, Metazoa, Porifera, Calcarea, Leucosolenida, Sycettidae. The transcript is spliced from 9 exons.
AUGUUCUUGUCCCAAGCGCUUCGCGGAUUUUGUUCACAUGUGAAUCAUGUGAUCCUCCAGCCGGCUACAUACCGUCACCUGCAAUGCCAAUCUGGCAAUCAGUUCGCUGGUGAAAGGCAGAGCUAGAGAAGUGCCGCUUCUGCUAUCUGCCAUGAAGCUCAGUAUAUUGUUGACGCUGGCCGCGGCGGUGACUGCUUGUCACUCAGCCACUGUUCAUCAUGAGCAUGCCCGCCAGGCUGAGCCAUCACCGCUGACACUGCUGCCCGAUGCUGUAGCCAAGGGUGCUGUAUGCCUGGACGGCACAGCUCCCGGUUACUACUGGAGACCGGGCACGGGCACGGGAAAGAACAAGUGGAUCGUUCACCAGGAGGGCGGCGGAUGGUGCUAUAACGAAGAUGACUGCGUUGGGCGCAGCAAGACGCGUCUGGGCUCAUCCAAGUACUUCCCGAAGUCCAUGACAUUCGGCGGUCUGCUCUCGGAUGACUGCACGGCUAAUCCGGACUUCUGCACGUACAAUGUUGUCUUCCUGCCAUACUGCGAUGGUGCUUCCUUCUCUGGAAACAAGGACACGCCAUUGGAAUGGAAGGGAACUACGCUGCACUUCCGUGGGAAGAGAAUUCUCGAUUCUAUCUUCGCUGCCCUUGCCGAGCAUUUCAGCACUGCGGAGGAAUUCAUUCUGACCGGCUGCUCAGCUGGUGGCCUCGCUACAUACCUACACGCUGACUACCCACCAACCAAGAUACCCAGUACAACCAAGUAUGCAGCCAUUGCUGACGCUGGUUAUUUCAUCGAUGCACUGGAUGAGGAUGGCCAGCAGCUGAUCCGACCCAAAUACCAAUACGUGUACAAGAUGCAGAAUGCAUCCAGCGGAGUCAACCAGGACUGCAUCACCAAAACACCGGAGGCCGACCAGUGGAAGUGCUUCUUUGCUCAGUACACCAUGCCACACAUCAAGUCCCGUUUCUUCGCCCUGAACUCACAGUACGACACAUGGCAACUACCAAACAUCCUCAAUCUCCACUGCCUGCCACCAAAGUGCGAAGGAAAGGACGAGACGGCCUUCGAGGGCUGGAGAGCGACAUUCCUUGCUGCCUUCCAGCCAGUGAUCAACGGCUCGUCAACAACGGGAACGUUUGCCGACGCAUGCUUGACACACUGUCAGAGUAUGUCCAACGCCUGGAGCGAGUACAAGAUCGGAGGACAGCUGAUGCGCGAGACCUUCGCCGAUUGGUACUUCCAGCGCACGACUGGCAAGGGACGAGAGAUGGACGGGCCAUACCCGUCAAACCCCACCUGCCCGCAUCAUGUCACCGAACUGGAUUUCGCGACAAAUGUCGUGUAAAUUCCGGUCAGCAUUGAUAACGCCAUCGAUUGUCAACACAGUGCUCUUCUAAAUUGCCAUGACAACCGGUCAGUGAUUGGCCAACGCAGCCAUGGAAAUAUAAUAUAUCGUCAUUGUCAGAUCGGCCAUAAAAAACGGUGACAUGCCGUUCAGAAACACAGAAAGUACCUUCUGUAAUGUGGACAUAAAUUUGGACAUUUCUACAGAUUUGAAGUGUUUGCUGGUUUCAGUCCAGCAGCUGUUUCAUCUCUGCAUGCAUAACUCGUCAGUGCCACAUUUCUAUUAGAUUUUCUCACUUAGUAUUGUUGUCGACUAGAACUGUCAUGGUGCUGUGUGUGCCGUUGUUUUUCAAUUGUCACAAUUACAUUUCAAAGACUUCUAAUCGUAAUCUGAAGUGAUCGAUGCGUUGAGGUCUCA